AUCUGCUAAGUCGCCGGCUGGAGGUGCUGUGUCUCCUACCGCAGAGGAAGGAGGGCGGUCGGCCGGGCGGGCUGUAUAAAGACAGCGGCUCCCGGGCCAAGCUCUCAGUCUCUCGGAGUUGCCGGGCAGCCGGGGUCAGGAGCCGCGAGGACGGACAGCUCAGCCCAGCCCAGCCCAGUCCAGCCCCGCUCAGCCCAGCCCAGCCCGCCGGCGCCUCCCAGGUAAGGCUCGCCGUGGGCUCCUCUCUCCCACUGGCUCGCUGGGGGCCCGGGACGGCGCGAGGCAGCGGGGCAGCCGGCCUCGCCGCUCGGACGGGGUUUGCUGGGGCUGGCGUGUUCUGCCCGGGUCCCCCCAGAGGCUGGAGAGGAAGCUGCUUCUCCCCAAGCACGCCCCCGGCUCUGGCGCCCGCGCCCCCGGGGACCUCCCUGCAGCCCCUCCAGGGACAGAGAACUCCACGAAGUUGGGUCCCCUCUUUGUUCCCCUCUCUGUCGGCCGUGCUAAGGUGGACGGUGACUCCCCAGGGCUGGGGACAAAGGUUGUUUACUUGGGUCUUUGCCAGUCGUCAUGGAUCUCUUCUCCUUUGAUUACUCGGAACCCGGGAAUUUCACGGACCUCAACUGGACCUGCCCCAAUGGAGAUUGCAUCACUGUGGACACCGUCAUGUGCCCUAGCACGACGAGCCGAAACGUCCUGUUGUACACCCUCUCCAUCUUUUACAUUUUCAUCUUUGUGGUGGGCAUGAUUGCCAACUCCGUGGUGGUGUGGGUGAAUCUCCAGGCCAAGACAACAGGCUACGAAACUCACCUGUACAUCUUCAACUUGGCCAUCGCUGACCUGUGCGUGGUCGUCACCAUCCCCAUCUGGGUGGUCUCCCUGGUCCAGCACAACCAGUGGCCCAUGGGAGAGCUCACCUGUAAGAUUGCUCACCUCAUCUUCUCCAUCAACCUCUUCGGCAGUAUCUUCUUCCUGACCUGCAUGAGUGUGGACCGUUACCUGUCCGUGACCUACUUCAGCAACACCAGCAGCCACAAGAAGAAGGUCGUGCGCCGGCUCAUCUGUAUUCUCGUGUGGCUGCUGGCCAUCUGCGUGUCCCUGCCGGACUCGUACUAUCUGAAGACCGUCACGUUGGCGGCCAACAAUGAGACGUACUGCCGCUCCAUCUAUCCCGAGCACAGCAUCAAGGAGUGGCUGCUGGGCAUGGAGCUGCUCUCCGUGAUCCUGGGCUUCAUCAUCCCUUUCUCCAUCAUCGCCAUCUUCUACUUCCUGCUGGCCAGAGCAAUCACGGCCUCCGGUGACCAGGAGAAGCACAGCAGCCAGAAGAUCAUCUUCUCCUAUGUCAUCGUUUUCCUCAUCUGCUGGCUCCCCUAUCAUGCCGUGGUGCUCCUCGAUAUCUUCUCCUUCCUCCACUUUAUUCCCUUCAACUGCCAGCUGGAAAACUUCCUCUACACGGCUCUCCACGUCACCCAGUGUCUGUCCCUGGUGCAUUGCUGUGUCAAUCCCGUACUGUAUAGCUUCAUUAAUCGAAACUACCGGUACGAGCUGAUGAAAGCCUUCAUCUUCAAGUACUCGGCCAAAACAGGUCUCACCAAACUCAUCGAUGCCUCCAGAGUAUCGGAAGCAGAGUACUCCGCCUUGGAGCAGAACGCCAAAUGACCAGGGGCGGCCAUCCCCAGAGACAUCCCUUAGAACUUCCGUGCUGGACUUUCAUGGGGCACAAAGCCAAGCCAAACCCGCUUCCGGUCAGUUUCCUAUGUAGUCAUCUGUUUGUUUCUUCUUGGUGCCCACGUAAGUGGCCAGCCCCGACCAUGGAAAAAGAAAGUUUGGCAUUCGCAGCCUUUGGGCACCGUUGUGGACAUCGUGCUCUGCUUGAAGACACCGUGAGAGAGCGUUCCCGAGUUCCAGUGUAUAUUCUAUAUGGUGUAUUGUAUUUAAGACCUAAGACUUUUUUCAAUUCUCUGGUUAUCAGUGUACUUAAUACAUUGUAUUUGAAAGUUAAAUCUAUUUUUAUCUUUUAUUUGGAGUCGUGUAUCCAGAGUGCUAUAGUUUCAGUGUUAGCAUGGAUCGUUGUUGACUGUUCUAUGACUGAGGAGGACUUUCAUUGUUAGCUGGAUGGAGAGUAUAUGUAUAUAAAUAUCUAUCUAUAUAUAUGUUGGUCUGGAUUGAAAUAUUUUAUUUGCAAUAGCUUUAUAUGUGUAUGGUGGCGUACACUAGCAUGGGGCAUGAAACAUGAGCUGUUUGCUUUAAAAUAUAGCCUGUGGCAUGAACAGUAUUGUAAGGUUAGGGUUAACGCAAGACCGUGGGCCAACUUGGUCACCAGAUCCCCAGGAGGAACAGAGAGGGCUUAUUACAGAGUUCUAUUUGUAACUUAUUUUUGAAAAUAAAGGUCUUUGAUCCAAAGGCA
Molecule: messenger RNA, 2401 nt
Organism: Monodelphis domestica (gray short-tailed opossum)
Lineage: Eukaryota; Metazoa; Chordata; Mammalia; Didelphimorphia; Didelphidae
Gene: ACKR3
Product: atypical chemokine receptor 3
Biological process (GO): vasculogenesis; angiogenesis; chemotaxis
Cellular component (GO): membrane
Molecular function (GO): chemokine binding; coreceptor activity; G protein-coupled receptor activity
Source: RefSeq, a predicted model, not a curated record